GUCACUGGUGCAAUGAUUCAACUUUUAUCAUAUGGGCCCAUAUUGGUUUCCUUAUAAAGCAUCAUGGAUGGAAAUAACAUUACAUGUCCUCCUUCCUUUUGUAUCUCCGUCGAUAGUUGAAGUAGAGAUACGCACAGUGGAUCAGCAUUUAUGUUGCGCACAUUGGACAAGAUCAUGAAUCGAGAGAGAUUAAGAUCUCGGAUUAAUAGUUGUGUGGUGAGAUGUUACUGCAUCUCAAAGUAAUGUCCGAAGAUCUAGGAUACUUGUACACGAUUACGCACUGGGGACAGCAUGACGCGCAGAGAAGGGAUGUCACGUUCACUCUCGGGCGUUAAAUACCGGUGUUCUGUUGCAGCCCCUCUCCAAAGUGGACCAGUCUCUGCCGUGCGCAUUAUUAUCAAGGAAUUCUUAAACUUUCCAAUAGGCUUAUUUCUAGCUUGAGAUCUCUCCAUCUACAACAUUCGUAAGCUUAGCUAUCCAUAUAGCGCUAUAGGAUGACAGCGACCGGGAUGCUUUGGCAAAGAAAGGACAAUGAACAUCGAUAUCUUUGGAUGUAAUAUUUUAUCAGGUCAAAGGAGAGUUGCAAUUUCUUUUUACAAGAGCUGAAGCUGCAUUAUAAACCUGGUAAAAUAUUCUAUUUCUCCUGAAUGAAAUUCACUUCGAUUGGCGACAGAGGAGGAGAGAAGGACAACGAAAGACAAACAUUUCAAAUAUUCAACAUUGUGUGAAGGACCCCCCGAAUAAACUGCGCAAAGGACUGCUAUUUGGCCAAGACGAAAACAAGGUCCGUUCUGUCAAAAAUCUUCAAGAUGUGACUCAGCUGACUGUAUCUGUUCAAGGUCCUGAAACCCCUGGGCUUGUGGCACCUACUCCACUCCUCAUCUAUCCAGCGUGCUCGCUCUGUCUGUUCCUCCAUCCACCCAUCCAUCCUUCCACUGAAGAGGGGGAUGGACUCCACGGACGGCCCAGGUGGGGGGACCCUGAUGAACGACCUCAAUUUCUCCAGUGGUGUGAGCAUGAUGGAGGGCAUCUCGGUGGAAGGGGGAAACUUCUCCUCCAACUUCUCCGACCAGAGCAUGCCGUUCCAGGGCAGCAGCUCUCUGGUGACGGCCGUGAUCUCCUUCACCGUGUUCCUGGUGGGACUGACGGGCAACACCCUGGCCAUCUACGUGGUGCUGCGCUACGCCAAGAUGAAGACCGUCACCAACAUCUACAUCUUCAACCUGGCCGUGGCCGACGAGCUGUACAUCCUCGGGCUGCCCUUCCUCACCACGCAGAACGUCCUCUCGUACUGGCCCUUCGGCUCCUUCCUCUGCCGCAUGGUCAUGACGGCCGACUCGCUGAACCAGUUCACCAGCAUCUUCUGCCUGACCGUCAUGAGCAUCGACCGCUACCUGGCGGUGGUGCACCCAAUCCGUUCCACCCGGUGGAGGCGUCCGCGCGUGGCCCGGGUGGUGAGCGCCGCCGUCUGGGCCGUGUCCUUCGUGGUGGUGCUGCCGGUGGUGGUGUUCUCCGAUGUUCAGGACACCUUCAACUCGUGCAACAUGAACUGGCCCGAGCCCCACAACGUGUGGUCCACCGCAUUCAUCCUCUACACGGCCACGCUGGGGUUCUUCGGGCCCCUGCUGGUGAUCUGCCUGUGCUACCUGCUCAUCGUGGUCAAGGUGAAGUCGUCCGGCGCGCGGGCCGGCUUCACCAAGCGCCGGCGAUCGGAGCGUAAGGUGACGCGCAUGGUGGUGGUGAUCGUCGUGGUGUUCGUCCUCUGCUGGCUCCCGUUCUUCAUCAUCAACAUCGUCAACCUGGUGAUCAUCCUGCCGGAGAACAGCGCCAUGGCCGGCGUCUACUUCUUCUCCGUCAUCCUCUCCUACGCCAACAGCUGUGCUAAUCCACUGCUCUAUGGCUUCCUGUCUGACAACUUCAGGCAGAGUUUCCGGAAGGUGCUGUGUGUGCGCAAGACCAACGGUGUUGAGGACGGCGACCCAAGCCAACCGCGUACAGAGAAGACCACCACACAUGACACCUUCCUGACGCCUCGCAACAAUGACGUCAAUGGCCAGGUCCAGAGCACUCAGGUGUCUCCUCACUCUCUCAACCCCGGAGCUUCACCGUCUCACCCUGCAGACCUCAGCUUGCACUCUGUUGCCACGCCAACCUCCAGCCAUCAUGACCUCUGACCUCACCCAGCACUUCAGCACCAGUAGGUAGAGAGAGACAGACACUGCGCUUCUUCUUCCCCGCUGCCUGCCUGCCAUGGAAAGUGGCUGAGUGCUGAAGACAGUGGCUGGAAGCAGAAGGAGGUGGGCUGGGAAGAAAGGCUAACCUCAUUUUUAAGACUUUUUUUAUUAUCAAAGAGACAGUGUGGGAAAGGGUUAUCCGACGAGAUGAAAGAUUGCACACUGAGGCACUCACACACACAGAAACACACACUCACACACACUGAGACACACACACACAAACACACACAA
Messenger RNA from Clupea harengus (Atlantic herring), 2465 nucleotides. RefSeq names its product somatostatin receptor 5 (gene sstr5). Lineage: Eukaryota; Metazoa; Chordata; Actinopteri; Clupeiformes; Clupeidae. Gene Ontology annotation, cellular component: plasma membrane; neuron projection. The record is from RefSeq and is a predicted model, not a curated record. Gene Ontology annotation, molecular function: somatostatin receptor activity; neuropeptide binding. Gene Ontology annotation, biological process: regulation of insulin secretion; neuropeptide signaling pathway; cellular response to glucocorticoid stimulus.